Messenger RNA from Thalassophryne amazonica, 1835 nucleotides. Its product is annotated as UDP-glucuronosyltransferase-like. The transcript has 9 exons. Gene Ontology annotation, molecular function: UDP-glycosyltransferase activity. The record is from RefSeq and is a predicted model, not a curated record. The coding region runs from base 139 to 1800 and encodes 553 amino acids. NCBI's taxonomy places the organism in Eukaryota, Metazoa, Chordata, Actinopteri, Batrachoidiformes, Batrachoididae.
AGUGGAAGAGAGGGAAUGUUAGUUCAGAGGCCAAAGCUGAGGCAGCGUGGAUUUUUGCAGUCCGUCAUACUUAUAGCCUGUAGCCAACUUUAAGCUGCUUUACUUUAGUGAGCUGUUGACAAGACGGGAAAGAAAAUCAUGUUGAGAGCAGCAGUUUUUUUGUGCCUUCUGCUAAACACAGAUCUGGAGGUAUUUGGGACUGUAGGUAAGACCAGUGGAUCUAUUACGGAAAAGGUGGAAAGAUCAGACAUUUCAGCUGGACCUACUGACAUAACUCAUGUCAGUGACUCUGGAUCAUCUGCUUUCAGAGGGAACUUACUGGUCAUUCCCAUGGAUGGGAGCCACUGGGUCGGAAUAAAGGCCAUUGCCCAAGAAAUGGGUCGGCGUGGACACCAGGUCACUGUCGUGAUCCCAGAGAUCAGCAUUCGGAUGGGCCCGGGGAAACACUACAACACUGUGACUUUUCCCGUUCCUUAUGAUAAGGCUUUUGUCGAUGCCUUAAUGGCCGCAUACAGUGAUGCACUGCGUAAAUCUACACAGCCUUUCAUGGGCAAGUUAAAGAAACAUUUUUCUCAAAUUCAAACCAUGAUGAACUUUAUCCAUACCACUGCCGAGAGUCUACUAUUCAACGCCAGUCUCAUAUCGUACCUGUCACAGCAGAACUUUGAUGCUGUCUUGACAGACCCCAUGGUUCCCACAGGCUCGUUAAUAGCUCGUAAAUUAGGUCUUCCCUCCAUUAAUUUACUGAGAGGGAUUCCGUGCUCUUUGGAAUUGAAGUCUGCAGGCUGCCCGUCUCCACCCUCAUAUGUGCCUCGCUUCUUUUCAGGAUAUAUGGAUCGAAUGACCUUCACACAGAGAACUGUCAAUACUUUGAUUGCUUUAUUGGAGCCAUUGUUAUGCCGCCUGCUGUAUUGGCACUUUGACCGAAUAGCCUAUGACUUCCUGGGAGAGGAGGUGGGAGUAGCUGAAGUGCUGUCAGACUCUGACAUCUGGCUGCUGAGAAGUGACUUCACACUUGACUUCCCACGACCGCUCAUGCCCAAUGUGGUGAUGGUUGGUGGCAUCAACUGUGAAGUGAGAAAUCCUUUACCAGAGGAUCUGGAGUCCUGGGUGUCAGGGAAGCACGGGUUCAUAGUGUUCACACUGGGCUCUAUGGUGUCAGAUCUGCCAGAAGAAACAACCAAAGUGUUUUUAGAAGCCUUCAGACAGAUUCCCCAGAAGGUAAUAUGGAGGUUCACUGGUCCACUUCCUGACAACGUCCCAGAAAAUGUUAAGAUAAUGAAAUGGGUGCCCCAAAAUGACCUGCUGGCACACCGUGGAGUUCGUGCUUUCAUCACUCACGCUGGCUCACACGGCCUCUUUGAGGGUCUGUGCCAUGCAGUUCCCAUGCUCAUGAUGCCGAUUGUUGGGGACCAGCCUGAUAAUGCAAGACGAAUGGCAAGCAGGGGAGUGGGCGUGGUGUUGGACAUUCGUUCCAUCACUACUGAAAGCCUCCUUCAAGGACUGAAUGAUGUCAUCAAUAACACCAAGUAUAAAGAAAAUGUGGAGAAACUUUCAGCACUCCAUAACGACCAACCGCUUGACCCUCUGGAACUUUCUGUUUACUGGACAGAGUUUGUAAUGCGGCACAAAGGAGCGAAACACCUCAAAGCUGCUGUCCACAGCCUCAACUGGUUCCAGUACUUCACCCUGGAUGUAAUGGCCUUUCUGGCUACUGUUGUGCUUGUUGUUGCUAUUGUGACUGUAAAAUGCAUGAAACUGUGCCUGAGGAAACUGAGCAGGAAGAGGAAGCAGGACUGAGGCUUUUUUUAAAAAAAAGAAAAACAAACAAAAAC